GGGCCCGCAGCGGAGCGCGGAGUGCUUCCCGGCUUCCCGGUGUGCGGGUCGUCCGCCUUCACAGCCAGCUCCUUCCCGCGGUCUUCCUCAGCUGAGAUCGCUGCCAUGGCGGUGACAGUGACCCGCACGACCGUCACCACCACCACCACGUCAUCCUCAGGCCUGGGGUCCCCGACCAUCGUGGGGUCCCCUCGGGCGCUGACCCAGCCGCUGGGCCUCCUCCGCCUGCUGCAGCUGCUGGCCACCUGCGUGGCCUUCUCCCUGGUGGCCAGCGUGGGCGCCUGGACGGGGCCCAUGGGCAACUGGUCCAUGUUCACCUGGUGCUUCUGCUUCGCCGUGACCCUCAUCAUCCUCAUCGUGGAGGUGGGUGGGCUCCAGGCCCGCUUCCCACUGUCCUGGCGCAACUUCCCCAUCACCUACGCCUGCUACGCCGCCCUCUUCUGCCUGUCGGCCUCCAUCAUCUACCCCACCACCUACGUCCAGUUCUUGUCCCACGGCCGCUCCCGGGACCACGCCAUCGCCGCCACUGCCUUCUCCUGCAUCGCCUGCGUGGCUUACGCCACUGAGGUGGCCUGGACCCGGGCCCGGCCCGGCGAGAUCACCGGCUACAUGGCGACCGUGCCGGGGCUGCUCAAGGUGCUGGAGACCUUCGUGGCCUGCGUCAUCUUCUCGUUCCUCCACGAACCGCUCAUCCACCAGCACAAGCCCGCCCUGGAGUGGUGCGUGGCCGUCUACGCCAUCUGCUUCAUCCUGGCUGCCCCCCGCCGCUGGAGGGACGUGAGCUGCGGGAGAAGUCACACCUACUACGUGUGUGCCUGGGACUGCCGGCUGGCUGUGGCCAUUCUGACGGCCAUCAACCUGCUGGCUUACGUGGCCGACCUGGUCUAUUCUGCCCGCCUGGUGUUCGUCAAGGUCUAAGACUCCCAGGGUCCCACCCCGUCGACCUCCGUCCUUCCUCUUCCCGUCUCCCCUUCUCCUCUCUCUCCCGUCUCUGACCCUUCUCCCCUGCCCUCUGGUCCCGCUUCUGCCUCCUUCCAGCUGGUGACCCCUCUUCAGGUCUGCUCCCGGUCACUUCUCAUUUCUACCUGUCCUCCU
Messenger RNA from Tupaia belangeri chinensis (Chinese tree shrew), 1095 nucleotides. It is a transcript of the gene MYADM, whose product is annotated as myeloid associated differentiation marker. The record is from RefSeq and is a predicted model, not a curated record. Lineage: Eukaryota; Metazoa; Chordata; Mammalia; Scandentia; Tupaiidae. Gene Ontology annotation, cellular component: cell-cell junction; plasma membrane.